Danio aesculapii is the source of this 2829-nucleotide messenger RNA. RefSeq names its product methylmalonyl CoA mutase (gene mmut). The record is from RefSeq and is a predicted model, not a curated record. NCBI's taxonomy places the organism in Eukaryota, Metazoa, Chordata, Actinopteri, Cypriniformes, Danionidae. The coding region runs from base 70 to 2322 and encodes 750 amino acids. Gene Ontology annotation, molecular function: methylmalonyl-CoA mutase activity; metal ion binding; cobalamin binding. The transcript is spliced from 12 exons. Gene Ontology annotation, cellular component: mitochondrion.
CCAUGAGUAACUAAAGCCACUAUCAUCUACCCGAUGCCUACAUAACAACAUGUUGACUGCACAGAAGGCAUGCAUAUCUUCACAACAAGACGUCUGCUGGGAGCGUCUGUAUCGUCGACUCUUGAUCCCCAGCGGCGCACAAGACAGUUCAGCACUGCUGUCCCACUCCGAGAUGAAGUGAGGAUCCAUGAGGCCUGGGCCGCUCUGGCCAAAAAGCAGCUGAAAGGCAAAAACCCAGAGGAUCUGAUCUGGAAGACCCCUGAAGGAAUCUCUAUUAAACCUGUAUACACUCAGACGGACACUGCCGCGGCUCCUGAUGAGCUGCCUGGAGUCUUUCCCUUCACCCGGGGGCCAUAUCCCACCAUGUACACCUACAGACCCUGGACUAUCAGGCAAUAUGCUGGAUUCAGCACUGUGGAAGAAAGCAACAAGUUUUACAGGGAUAAUAUUAAAGCGGGCCAGCAGGGUCUGUCUGUGGCCUUUGACCUCGCGACGCACAGAGGUUACGACUCUGACAAUCCCAGAGUUCAUGGUGAUGUGGGUAUGGCAGGUGUUGCCAUCGACACCGUAGAGGACACCAAACUUCUGUUCGACGGCAUCCCACUGGAGAAGAUGUCGGUAUCAAUGACAAUGAACGGAGCCGUCAUUCCCAUUCUAGCCAUGUUCAUUGUGACCGGAGAAGAGCAAGGUGUGCCGAAGGAGAAGUUGACGGGCACCAUCCAGAACGACAUCCUCAAAGAGUUCAUGGUGCGAAACACAUACAUCUUCCCUCCAGAGCCCUCAAUGCACGCCAUCGCAGAUAUCUUCGCCUACACUUCAAAGAAUAUGCCCAAAUUUAAUUCUAUUUCCAUCAGUGGAUACCACAUACAGGAAGCUGGUGCUGAUGCCAUCCUGGAGUUGGCUUACACUAUUGCCAAUGGACUGGAGUACUGUAGGACUGGACUAAAGGCUGGACUCACCAUUGAUGAAUUCGCUCCCAGAUUGUCUUUCUUCUGGGGCAUCGGGAUGAACUUUUAUAUGGAAAUAGCAAAGCUGAGAGCAGCACGACGUCUGUGGGCGACACUCAUCAAAGAAAAGUUUCAGCCUAAGAACUCCAAAUCCCUCCUGCUGAGAACUCACUGUCAGACAUCUGGAUGGUCCCUCACUGAGCAGGACCCUUACAACAAUGUGAUCCGUACCGUAAUCGAGGCCAUGGCUGCUGUGUUUGGAGGUACUCAGUCUCUGCACACCAACUCUUUUGACGAAGCUCUGGGUUUGCCCACGGUCAAGAGUGCUCGAAUUGCCCGCAAUACACAGAUCAUCAUCCAGGAGGAGUCGGGCAUCCCGAAAGUGGCUGAUCCGUGGGGUGGAUCCUACAUGAUGGAGGCCCUCACCAAUGAUGUCUACAACUCGGCCCUCAAGUUUAUCACAGAGAUUGAGGACAUGGGAGGUAUGGCUCGUGCUGUAGCUGAAGGCAUUCCCAAACUGCGCAUCGAGGAGUGUGCUGCCAGAAGACAAGCACGCAUUGAUUCAGGCUCUGAGGUCAUAGUGGGGGUCAACAAAUACCGCCUGGAGAAGGAAGAAUCUGUCGACGUGCUUGCCAUCGACAACACAGCUGUGCGUAACAAGCAGAUUGAAAAGCUGCAGAAGGUCAGAGAGAGCAGGGAUGCAGAGGCAGCAAAGAGAUGUUUGGCCGCGAUUGAACAAUGUGCACGAACCAGAGAUGGAAAUCUGCUUGAACUCGCUGUGGAGGCUGCGAGAGCACGGUGCUCGGUGGGAGAGAUCACAGAUGCCAUGAAAUCAGUUUUCGGGGAGCACAAGGCCAGCACUCGCAUGGUGAGCGGAGCGUAUCGCAGCGAGUUCGGCGAGCACGAGGAGAUAGCGCUGGCGCAUAACAGAGUUGUAACGUUUAAAAAUCAUGAAGGCAGAAAUCCUCGUCUGCUAGUGGCCAAAAUGGGACAGGAUGGUCACGAUAGAGGGGCAAAGGUGAUUGCCACUGGAUUUGCAGAUCUUGGGUUUGAUGUGGAUGUCGGCCCGCUUUUCCAGACCCCGCUAGAGGUGGCCCAACAGGCGGUGGACGCAGACGUGCACUGUGUAGGGGUCAGCACACUGGCAGCUGGACACAAGACCCUAGUGCCCGAGCUCAUCAAAGAGCUGCGUAACCUGAACCGGCCCGAUAUCAUGGUGAUCUGCGGAGGGGUCAUACCACCACAGGACUAUGAGUUCCUCUAUGCGAGUGGUGUCAGCUGUAUCUUCGGCCCCGGGACCAGGAUUCCAAAAGCAGCAGUGGAGGUUCUUGACAGCAUUGAAAAGAGCCUUGAGAAGAACCGGCAGGCCAUGUAACCACAGAACAGUCAGAUUUUAUUGUGCACACAUUGACAUCUCUAAAUGGAUAGAUCACACAAAACAUUUUUCUCACGAUCAGGUGGCUCCAAACCUAUGAGUUUCUGUCUUCUGUUAAAACAAAAGAAGGUAUUUUGAAGAAUGCUGAAAGCCAUUGACUUCCAUAGUAGGAAAAACCAACACUAUUGAAGUCAAUGGUUACAUGUUUCCAGCUUUCUUCAAAAUAUCUUCUUAUGUGUUCAGCAGAAGAAGGUUAGAAAUGAGUAGAGUGAAUAAAUGAUGAAAGAGUUACAUUUUUUGUGUGAACUAUCCCUUUAAGCUCCUCACAAGACAGCAUUCUCAGUAUAUUAAUGACCUAGAAUAAUUACAAAAGCAUUUGAUAUUCAAAUCUAUGAUGUGAAAUAAUCAGCCCGUGUGAAAAUGUGCAAAAGCAGUCAUUUGUUUUUGUUUCAAAUAUGUAUAGUUUGACAUAAUGCAUUAAAAUCAAUGGUUACCAGCAUUUUUUUA